AUCGGGGGUAAGAGUAUGAGGGAUGCGCUUGGUCGCUCAUCUGUCGCAAAUCGCCAUAACUUCUUAAUCUCACUUCCGGACACUCUUCCCCAGAUCGUCCUCGCGGAGGCUCUUCGCGGCCGUGACGCCGUGUCGCUCGGCUCGUCGUUCGGGGUGGCGUCCUCGCCCGUGGUGCUGCGCCCCGGCCAGAUGCUGCUGCCGGGCUUCGUCGACGCUCACGUCCACGCCCCCCAGUUCCCCAACGCGGGCCUCGGGUACGACAAGACCCUCCUGGACUGGCUCCAGACCUACACCUUCCCGCUCGAGGCGCGCUACGUGGACCAGGAUUUCGCAGCCCGAGUGUACGAGGCCGUCGUGCGGCGCUGCCUCAGCGCGGGCACCACGCUGGCCUGUUACUUCGCCACCAUCCACCCCGAGAGCUCGCUGCAGCUGGCGCGGAGCGUCGUGCGCGCCGGCCAGCGCGCCCUCAUCGGCAAGGUCAACAUGAACGUCAACAACCCGGCCGACUACAAUGAGACCACGGAGCAGUCCGUCAACGACACCAUCAGUUUCGUGGACAGGCUGCAGCAGCUGCAGAGCCCGCUAGUGCAAGCCGUCGUCACGCCCCGGUUUGCCAUCAGCUGCGACAUGGACCUCAUGAAGAAGCUCGCCGACCUGGCGAGGUCCAGGAACCUACACAUCCAGACCCACAUCUCGGAGAACAUGGGUGAGAUUGAAGCGGUGCGGGGGCUCUACCAGCAGUGCGCCAACUACGCAGAAGUGUACGACCGGGCGGGCCUGCUUACAUCCAAAACCGUCCUGGCUCACGGCGUGCACCUGCUCGAGGACGAGCUCCGCGUCCUGGCGGAGAGGGGGACGUCCGUGGCGCACUGCCCGACGUCCAACACGUGUUUGCGGAGUGGUCUGUGUGACGUGCGCAGGCUCCUGGAUGCGGGAGUCACCGUCGGACUCGGAACAGAUGUAUCCGGUGGUCCGAGUCCUAGUAUUCUAGAUGCCAUCCGAGCAGCACUUGAUACUUCUAUUCAUGUGUCAUUCUCGAAGAAGAAUUAUAAACCAUUAAACUACCAAGAGGUAUUUUACCUUGCCACGAUGGGAGGAGCCAAAGCUCUAGCCAUGGAUAACAUUGUCGGGAACUUUGCGGUGGGUAAAGAAUUUGACGCUUUGCUAGUGAGUGUACCAGAUCCUGAUCUUCAUAUUGAAACACUAGAUAGUUUACAACAGCUUCAGAAAUUUUUGUACUGUGGAUCCGAAAGAAAUAUCAAAGAGGUUUAUGUUCAGGGACGGUCAGUGAAAAAAGCAUUUUAGAAAAGCAGUUUAUGUGAUGUAAGAACACCAAUGAUGAAGUACUUAAGAGACUGAGCAAAGAUCAUAAUAGCUUAAGUGAUAACUAUUAACCUAUAAAUAAAAAUUCGUAGCUUGGAAAAUAUGCCAUAAAUUGAAAUAAGAUCAUAAUUAUUUUAUGUAACAUGAUCACGAUGUUUUCAUAUGCUCUUGUAAAUUUAGAAACAAAACUAAGCCUUAUUGAUUAAGUUUUGAUUUUUUUUGUGCUGUUCUUAUAAUUGGUACUCUGCCAGAGAUGAGUGAUGGAUUGAAAGUAACAUGACAAAAUACUUCCAUAGAUUCAAAGUUUAUUACUUGGGUAUAUCAACUACAAUACAAAUAAAAAUUUACUACAGAAAACACUUAAAAGAAAA
Frankliniella occidentalis (western flower thrips) is the source of this 1694-nucleotide messenger RNA. It is a transcript of the gene DhpD, whose product is annotated as guanine deaminase. Gene Ontology annotation, biological process: guanine catabolic process. Gene Ontology annotation, molecular function: guanine deaminase activity; zinc ion binding. The coding region runs from base 16 to 1305 and encodes 429 amino acids. Gene Ontology annotation, cellular component: cytosol. NCBI's taxonomy places the organism in Eukaryota, Metazoa, Arthropoda, Insecta, Thysanoptera, Thripidae. The record is from RefSeq and is a predicted model, not a curated record. The transcript has 7 exons.